Messenger RNA from Hermetia illucens (black soldier fly), 2170 nucleotides. It is a transcript of the gene ppk26, whose product is annotated as pickpocket protein 28. Gene Ontology annotation, cellular component: membrane. Lineage: Eukaryota; Metazoa; Arthropoda; Insecta; Diptera; Stratiomyidae. The coding region runs from base 84 to 1874 and encodes 596 amino acids. Gene Ontology annotation, biological process: sodium ion transmembrane transport. The transcript has 9 exons. Gene Ontology annotation, molecular function: ligand-gated sodium channel activity. The record is from RefSeq and is a predicted model, not a curated record.
AUUCAUUCGGAAUAGUCAAACCUGUGGAUACCUUGGACACGGAAGAAAGACGCCAAGCUAAGGAAAUACAUUAACCUGGGACAAUGGAAGACAAAUCAAGUACGGGGAAUGCCGCGUUUCCUAAGAACACAUGGAGAUCCGUCUCUAUGUACAACAAAACAAUGCAUGCCUUUAUGGAAAAUACUUCUAUGGCCCCGAGCGAUGCUGCAUCUGAAUUAGACAAUCGGAAGAAGAUUAAGUACGGAAACGCUGCUCAAGCCGCCUGGGGAAUCAUUUCUGAGUACUUCAAUUAUAGUACGAUUCACGGUUUGCGGUAUUUGGGUGAAAAACGACCGUUUUUGGAAAAACUUUUCUGGGCGACAGUAUUCCUGCUUUCAAUUUAUGCCUGUGCCCGGCUUACGCACAACAUUUGGGUGAAGUGGGAUCAGAAUCCUGUGAUUGUCAGUUUUGCAGAAAAGUCCACCCCAGUUUGGCAAAUCCCUUUCCCGUCUGUAACCAUUUGCCCAGAAACAAAAGCUAGACAAAGCUUGUUUAAUUUCACCGAUAUGUUCUGGAUGAUAGCCGAUAACAGGACGCAUGAAGCAACAGAGGAGCAGAUAUUCAGUAUGGAAGCGGUUUCACAAGUAUGCGAUCUCCACCUCAUGCAAGGCUUCGAGUUCGGCAACCGAAUCGUCAAUAAUUCCAUCAUUAAUGUACUCGAAAGAACGGCUGUGGAAUUCAAUGAAACAUUCAUGACAUGUAAAUGGCGAAACGUGAUGGGUGCCUGCGAUUCCAUGUUCCAAAAAGUCAUCACUGAGGAAGGCAUCUGCUACACCUUCAAUGCAAUUGAUGCUAGUGAGACCUACCGGAAUGAAAGCAUACAUGACGACUAUAUUUUCAUGGUAAACUACGAUAAGAAAUCUAACUGGAAUCUUGAAGAUGGCUACUCGGCGGAUGCUGGUACCGAAACAUACCCGGAGCGAGUUCUAGGAGCAGGAGCACGGGCAGGACUUUUUGUGCUGGUUAAAGGCAUGGAGUCCGAUUACGAUCAUAUAUGCAGAGGACCCGUACAAGGUUUUAAGAUUUUGCUGACUACACCUGGAGAGAUGCCGCAAGUGUCGAGGCAAUAUUUUCGAGUUCCAUUUGGGCAGGAAGUGUUGAUUUCAAUAAAGCCGAAUAUCAUUACAACAUCAGAUGGCCUCAAGGAUUAUUCUCCAGAAAGGAGACAAUGCUAUUUCCAAAAGGAACGUUAUCUUCGCUACUUCCAAGUUUACACUCAAUCCAACUGUGAACUCGAAUGCUUGGCCAAUUACACUUUGAAGGAAUGUGGAUGCGUUAAAUUCUCAAUGCCAAGAAAUGAUUCGGCGCCCAUCUGCGGAGCUGCGAAUAUUGAAUGUUACAACGCUGCCGAAGACAACCUCCUAGCCAUGGAGUUCAAGGAAGGACUUCAAACUUCUGCCCUGAACUAUCGCGGCGAAACACAAUGCAAUUGCUUACCAGCCUGCACUUCCAUAGCAUAUGAAGCAGAAAUAUCUCAAGCUGACUUUCACUUCUUAAAACUGUUUCAAUCUUUCCGCGAAACGGAACUAGAGAAGUUUCCUGGGACUCAAAUGGGACGACUAUCGAUAUUCUUCAAGGAGAAUCAAUUUCUGACUUCUAAGCGCUCGGAGUUGUAUGGUACCACCGACUUCCUGGCCAGUUGUGGUGGUUUGCUGGGUCUGUUCAUGGGGGUUUCAACGUUGAGCAUCGUUGAGUUGUUGUACUUUUGCACUGUUCGUUUGAUAUCGAAUUUGAGGAUGCGACAUGAGAAACGCAAGCAAUUAGCAAAAAUUCAGAUGGUCCAAACUCCACCGGAGAUUGUUGUCGGGAAAAUUGAAAAUCCUAAGGAUGCCUAAAUCUUAAUAGUAAGGAAUUUUGAUCUAGUUUUGAUGUUGUGAAACUUUUACUAUUUAGUUUGGUGGUGAAAACAGCAAUUUUGUGAAUAUCAUAUAUAUUUAAAUUGGAUGGACUUUCGGUGAGUUCGAUGAUGCUGAACUGGAGCCCAUCAUUUUCAAUUUUGAUUCAUGUAAUUAUUUAAGGUUUAGAACUUUGUAGUAGGGGAUCGACUUAACUAGAUCAAUACAUCCUUAAGAUAAAAUUUCAUACAAUCUAUGUUACAGAAGUAAUCCACACACGAAAUGGAGAUUAUGUA